AUGGACUUUAAAACACCAAAUCGCAAAGCAAGCGAUAAUGACUACCUUUAAUAUGACAAAUCUGAGAAUAAAUCUAAUUACUCUUCUAUUGCUAGCUCACCUUUAUUGAAGAGUUAUAAAACUUCAAUUGAUUAUGUUAAAUAAGUGAUGCAAAUCUACUCUGUUCUUAAGUCAGUUGUUGAUAAGCAUAAACAUAGCAAUUAAUUAGAUUUUUUUAUUUAGCUAAGGGAACAAAAAAAUAAUCUGGAUAUCCACAAAGUAGCAUCAUAGAAAUUAGUUAAUGUUAUAAAAUGUGUCAUUAGAAGGAAGUAGCUCCAAACUUUUUAAGAAAUAAAAGACCAUUCUUAGGUUAGAUAAAAAUAUAAUAUUACAAGCUAGCUUUUUAAUGCUCCAAUCGCUAAAAAGAAACCACAACCUGUAAAAAAGAGUCCCUUUGAAAAAAAUUCUGGUUCAGAAUUAGGAAAAAUAAAACUUAUAUUUAAUGAAAUGAAAUCUGAAGGUGUAACAUUUUCAAAUAUUUCGUUUUAGAAUAUAAUGUGCUAUUUUGAAUUUGAAAGAGCUAUACGAAUAAUAAGUAAGAUAAUUUUCAGAAAGCAAUUUAAUUGGAAAGAAGUAGUAUUUCGAGUAAUUUUGAUGAAGAAUUAUAUUUAAGGCUUAUCAUAAAAAACAAUAAUGAAGAAGUUCAAAAAAUAAAACAUAGAAAAGAUGAAAUUAAUUAUUGAAAAAAUAUAGGAAAAAGGAGAUAAAUAAGGAAUUAAAAGCCUUUUAGUUAUUGUAGAUGAUGAAGAAGCUUUAGAUAAUAUUUAAGGUAGUCUCCAUAAGAGUGGUUGUUCUUCUUCUACAUCUCUCGAUAAUGAAAAUAGAGUAGAUCCUUCGCCAAGAAGAUAAGUUAAUCUUUACUUAAAAAGAAGGUCUCUUCUCAAAAAAAUCUUAAACAAAAGAUCUCUACCUUCCUCUGUGAAUAACAGAGAAUUGGAUAGAUAUGUUAAUUAUGAAAGAGCCUUACUUUCUCUAUUCAGAGUUGUUGAUAGAGCUCUCCAUAGAAUAAUGUCGUCUUGCAUGCAAGAGAUGCAUAGAAAAGUUGGAUAUAGAAUGGCAAAAUAAGCUACUUUAAAAAAUUUACUUAACCAAUACAUUCAUAGAAUAAAUUAACCUAUUCAAAGGGCAUUUUAUGCUUGGCUUUCUUAGACAACUCGCGUUAAAAAAGAGAAAAUUUGA
Tetrahymena thermophila SB210 is the source of this 1218-nucleotide messenger RNA. RefSeq lists its product as hypothetical. Lineage: Eukaryota; Ciliophora; Oligohymenophorea; Hymenostomatida; Tetrahymenidae. The transcript has 5 exons. The record is from RefSeq and is a predicted model, not a curated record.